UCAAAACAACCAAAGCGACCUUCAAAAGACCAACAAGCCACAAAACAAGCACAUUCAAAGAAAGGAAACUCGAAAGAUGGAGAGGCACUUGGAUCUUAUUUCGCAAGAUGAUCUGUUCUUAUCAUUAUUGUUUGAUGUUCCUCAAGUAUCAGAUUCUGAAUAUGCGCAUGAGUUGCAGCUUCAGGAGGUUUUAGAAGUCUCCUGGGUGAUGAAUAUGAAUCCUUCAGAAAGAAAUGCUGGGUCUUCCUCGUCUUUUGUGGUUGUGACUGAGGCAAACCCGAGCAGAAGUCAGAUGAAAAUCAUAGACCCGGUUGAGAUUGGUGUUCAGAAAGAUGGUGGCCAGUCAUCAGAGAGCUUCUGUGAGAUUUGUGCAGAGAGAAAAGAGCCCAAAGAAAUGUUCAGGACCGGGACCGUGUGUUCUCACAACUUUUGCUCUCUCUGCAUAAGCAGGCAUGUGGAGACCAAAGUCCUGGACAGUGUCACCACCAUCAAAUGCCCAGGACUGGAGUGUGGGGGUGUCCUACAGAUUGAUUCCUGCAGGCAAAUCCUCCCUGAGAAUGUCCUCCACAUGUGGGACAAGUCGCUGUGCGAGGCGAUGUUUCUCAACUCGCAGAAGUUCUACUGCCCUUUCAACGACUGCUCAGCCCUUUUGAUCAAGGACUAUGAGGGAGGGCAGGUGAUUAGAGAGAGCGAAUGUCCAUAUUGCCAUAGGUUGUUCUGCGCCGAGUGUUCCGUGCCGUGGCACGUCAGCAUGUCUUGCGAAGAGUUUCAGUCGCUGAAUGAGGAUGAGAGGGGGAGUGAAGAUCUCAUUGUAAGGGAGCUUGCAAAGGAGAAGAAAUGGGGAAGAUGCCCUAAAUGCAAAUUUUACGUGGAGAGGACUCUGGGUUGUGCUCACAUCACUUGCAGGUGCCAGUUUCAGUUUUGCUAUGGAUGUGGAUCAGAAUGGACUCAUUUUCAUGGUGGUUGCACAAGAAACUGAGCAGCGAAAGGCACAGGAAGAAAGGCCUAACCAUGUAAUAUGAUCAGUUGCAUCUGUAUUUAUCGUUGAUAAGAAUUUGUGGUGAAGUAAAGUAGCGAUGCAAU
Molecule: messenger RNA, 1083 nt
Organism: Rhodamnia argentea
Lineage: Eukaryota; Viridiplantae; Streptophyta; Magnoliopsida; Myrtales; Myrtaceae
Product: E3 ubiquitin-protein ligase RSL1-like
Exons: 2
Coding region: 77-979 (300 amino acids)
Biological process (GO): positive regulation of proteasomal ubiquitin-dependent protein catabolic process; protein polyubiquitination; ubiquitin-dependent protein catabolic process
Cellular component (GO): ubiquitin ligase complex; cytoplasm
Molecular function (GO): zinc ion binding; ubiquitin conjugating enzyme binding; ubiquitin protein ligase activity
Source: RefSeq, a predicted model, not a curated record